Messenger RNA from Hydra vulgaris (swiftwater hydra), 1089 nucleotides. RefSeq names its product protein SET. Gene Ontology annotation, molecular function: histone binding; chromatin binding. Gene Ontology annotation, cellular component: nucleus; chromatin. The record is from RefSeq and is a predicted model, not a curated record. Gene Ontology annotation, biological process: nucleosome assembly. NCBI's taxonomy places the organism in Eukaryota, Metazoa, Cnidaria, Hydrozoa, Anthoathecata, Hydridae.
GUAUUUAAAAAAUUUAUGCACAGGAAAAAAAAAAUGACUGAAGUUCCAAAUAAAGUAGCAAAAUUAAAUCAUGAAGACAAAGAAGAACGUUUUGUAGAUACAGAAUAUCAAGACAUAGUCGAACAAAUAGAUGGUGUUCAAAAUCAGAUAGAUGCUCUAAAUGAACAAGCUUCAGAAGAAAUAUUACAAGUUGAACAAAAAUAUAACAAUCUUAGAAAACCUUUUUUUUCCAGUCGAGCAGAUCUUAUAAGUAAAAUUCCAAAGUUCUGGGUUACUGUCUUUGUAAAUCAUCCACAGAUUUCAGCUUUAUUAGACGAAGAAGAUGAAGAGGCAUUACAUUAUUUAUUUUCUGUUGAAGUAGAAGAAUUUGAAGAUAUAAAAUCAGGAUAUAAAAUAAAAUUUCAUUUCACAGAAAAUCCUUAUUUUGAUAACGAUGUUUUGUGCAAAGAAUUCAUGCUUAGUGAUACAGGUGAACAAACCUGUAAAUCGACCUCUAUAUCAUGGAAAGAAAAUAUGGAUCUAACUAAACGCUCUGAUCAGAGUGUUAAACCAGGGCAAAAGCGUCAUGUUGAAGAGCCAGAGAGUUUUUUUUCGUGGUUUAAUGAUCAGUCUGAGGGUGGAAAUGACGAAGUAGGAGAUCUAAUAAAAGAUGACAUAUGGCCUAAUCCACUCCAGUAUUACCUUGGUGUAGGAAAUGAUGGUGAAGAUGACGACGAUGAAGAAAAUGUAGUUUUAAUUGAAGAUGAAGAAGAUGAUGGAGAUGAAGAGGAAGAUUUAGAUGAACUUGAUGAAGAAGGUGAAUUUGAUGGUGAAGAUGAUGAUGAUCAGGAUCAAUUGGCUGGCGAAGAUGUAAACUCCGAUGAUAAAUAACAGUUGGAAGUAGUUCAUGGAUCAACAUUAUUUACAGCUCGGUAGCAUGCCUCAAGUUCAACAGUAUCUUUCUGAAGAAAUGCAACGAAUAGCACUGACGAUUUUCUUCUGUAUUUCUAUUCCGCGUUUUUAAUAUAAAUUUAUUUAAAGAACGUUAACUUUGCCCAUUUUUAUUAAUAUGGAUUCCUAUAUGAGCAAUAAAAUCUGUUUUACGUUCAA